GAUCGGCCAUAUUCAAGAUUUUCAUUCUAUGCUAUCUCUUUAGCUGUAGCAAAUAUUACCACAUUAACUGUGAACACAUUCAUUGAUGAUUUCCUUGGACGAGGACUAUCUCAUGCAACAAAUCAUCGUUUGUAUUACAAACUCGAUGUGUUAUCAGAAUUUUGGUGUAAAUGUGUGGAGUAUAUAUCGAAUGCAAUGUAUUUCAUAUCAUCUUAUCUUAUUGUCAUUUUUUCAAUUGACCGACUGUUGACUAUUCAUCAACCAAUAAAAUUCUAUUCAACAUUUCAUAAACGCUGGGCACUCAGUGCGUGUAUCAUCGUCUUCUUUGUUGGAAUAAUCAGCAAUACACCUUUGUUGUCUGUGCAAACUCUAGUGGUUGAUCCGUCAAGUCGAACAAAUUUCACAUGUCGAAUGAUUUCUGAACAUCCAGUUGCAAAAUUCACGAUAGCAUUUGAAACUAUCAUCACUUUUACAAUACCAUUCUGCUUGGUAUUGUUCUUAAACACUUUUAUCUGUAUUCGAUUAUGGAAGUUGAAAGCGAAUCGAAGAGCUCUUCUACCAACGGAUUCUUCACGGAAUCAUAUGGAAAUGGGACGAGUGUUCGGACACCUUGCUUUGAGUACAGCAUUCUUGCUACUGUAUUUGCCAAUG
Messenger RNA from Trichobilharzia regenti, 651 nucleotides. The record is from the annotation of a GenBank genome assembly. NCBI's taxonomy places the organism in Eukaryota, Metazoa, Platyhelminthes, Trematoda, Strigeidida, Schistosomatidae.